CGCGCUGGUUUGGCUUUUGCAGAAAAAAGACGUACAAACCAAGGCAGGCAGAUGAUCGCGAGGGCAAAUGACAGCGCGAUCCCAGGGCCGGAGAUCAAGCGGCCGCGACAGGCUGGCGAUGGCAGAAGUCAUGCGCGCCUGUCGUUGGCCGGGCUUAAAGGAAAGAGAGCAAAGAGAAGAGGGGGUCUCAGUUGUUUUGUUUGGGGCCGAGAGAGAGUAAUAGAGAAAAGGAGAGGGCGAGCUGAAGGGAGAGAGGGAGCUCGAAGGGCAGCUUUUCCGUGGCCAUUCGUCCGCCAGAGAGCCGCCGUCCGCCGCAGUGCUCCCCUCCGAAUCAGAUCAAGCAAUAGGCGAAACCUUGGAGUCUCGGAUGACCAAGGCGUGGAGCGAUUUCCAUCAUACACAAGGCUUCCAUUCUCUCUUCCUCGAGGCCAUUUCUCUAUCCCUCACUCACCUCAAGCCCUCCCCUCCUCUUUCUUGGCCAUCGUCCUCGUCGCGUUUCCAUCUCUGGCUUCAGAAACCGCCAUCGUCCUCGUCGCGUUUCCAUCUUGGGUGGCUCGCGUGUCUUCACUAGACAGAUUAGCAUAUUUCCUUGCCAUCGCUAUUGGAUUCUCUCCCACAAAAGAUAAGAAUCGCCGUGCUACUCCUGUUCACUUAAGGAUGAAACCUGUGAAGUAUGGAGGCAGUCCCAAGAGAUUAGCGUGA
Molecule: messenger RNA, 702 nt
Organism: Eucalyptus grandis
Lineage: Eukaryota; Viridiplantae; Streptophyta; Magnoliopsida; Myrtales; Myrtaceae
Exons: 3
Coding region: 52-702 (216 amino acids)
Source: RefSeq, a predicted model, not a curated record